GUGUUGCGGGGAGAAGAAGAGGAGGAGGAGGAUCACCUCCAUAAGUUGACUUUGCUGCUUUAGGGAGUUCGGGUUUUCUCAUACCCACCAAGAGCCGAUUAAAGACUAAGGAGGGGACGGCUUGACUUGUGCUGAAUCCAGUAACUUGUGUCCACGGGUCAUGGCCGGUUCCGUGUAGCGGAGCGGGCGUUUUAUUUCGGGCGGAUUCCCGGAGUUUGUGCGCUUGCAGCCGAGCGCAGCUCUCACUGCGGCUCCAAAGGGAAACCAUAUCUGGUCAAAGUAUUCGUUGCUGUCACCCAGUAGAGCCGAACUGCUAUUAAUAGCGCCGGAGGAGGUGUACGGUUCUUCAUGUCGUUGUUAAAGAAGGAGAUGGACAAGUAUAGGGACAUAGACGAGGACGAGCUGCUGAAGAAGCUCUCAGAGGAGGAGCUGCAGCGGUUAGAGGAUGAAUUAGAGGAGCUUGAUCCUGAUAAUGCAUUGUUGCCUGCUGGUCUUCGACAGAAAGACCAGACCAAGAAAGCACCAACAGGAACAUUUCAGAGAGACAACCUGCUGGCCCAUCUGGAAAAACAGGCUAAGGAGCAUCCUGACAAAGAAGAUCUGGUGCCUUUCACCGGCGAGAAGAGAGGCAAGGCUUUUGUGCCUAAAAAGAGGGUGGACCCCAUCAUUGACAACGUGACACUAGAGCCGGAGCUGGAGGAAGCUCUGGCCAGUGCUUCUGAUGCAGAACUCUGUGAUAUUGCAGCUAUAUUGGGUAUGCACACCCUAAUGAGUAACCAGCAGUACUACGAAGCGCUGGCCAGCAGCACCAUAGUCAACAAGCAAGGCCUCAACAGUGUGAUCCAGUGCACCCAGUAUAAACCUGUCCCCGACGAGGAGCCCAACGCCACUGAUGUUGAGGAAACGCUGCUGAGGAUAAAAAAGAAUGAUCCUGACCUGGUGGAGGUCAACCUCAACAACAUAAAGAAUAUUCCCAUCCCCACACUAAAGGCUUACGCUGAAGCACUGAUGAAGAACACUGUGGUUGAGAGGUUCAGUAUUGUUGGAACACGGAGCAAUGACCCUGUAGCAUUUGCGCUGGCAGAGAUGGUGAGGGUAAACACAACUCUGAAGAGUUUAAAUGUUGAGUCAAACUUUAUAACCGGGGCUGGAAUCCUGGCCCUCCUCGAGUCACUGCAGAACAACACCACACUACUGGAGCUUAAAAUCGACAAUCAGAGCCAGCCACUGGGAAACAAAGUGGAGAUGGAGAUAGCCAGCAUUCUUGAGAAAAACACCACCUUGUUAAAGUUUGGGUAUCAUUUUACGCAACAGGGCCCGCGCCUGCGUGGCUCCAACGCUAUGAUGAACAACAACGACUUGGCCCGGGUCGUCAGGUCAGAAUCAGACGGCUCCUUUACCUUCACUCUGUCAGUUCCUGAGCUGGAGAGAGCCUUUGGAAAAAAGUUCAAGUCCAAGACCAAUAAGAAAGAGAAGGCUUGAGGGAGGACCCAUCUUCCCCAAGUGUCGGACAAAUGUGUAGAAACGAUGGCUACUUCAUCCUCCUCCAAUCAUCCAUGAUCUCCAUCAUCAGCCUCUUUAUUGUUUGGUAAAUCUUGUGAACAUAAUUCUGUUAUUUUUUGCAUCUGUAAUGUGUAUUUUUACAAAUUGGCUAAGACUUCAAAAACUGCUGCUCUUUGUAAACAGCAACCAGGGAUCAGUAAUAAGAGUCAUUAGUCAUAUUUUGACACUUCCUGAUUGUGACAUAAAUGCAAUGUUAUUAUUGGUGUUUCAUAAACAAGUUGUGUUGCCAGUAGUGUUUUCUUUUCUAUAAAGACAAUGUUGACGUUCAGACACAAAUUAUAAAAAUAUACAGUAGCACAGUUUUAAAAAUCUGAGGUGACACCCAAUUUGUGUGUCAGAUAUUCCAUUAUGCAUAUUCUUUUGUGAUUUAAAGUUUGUUAUAGUGAGAUGAGUCACUUUAUAUGUAAUAUAUUUAUUUGAGAACGACCUGGUAAAAGAUUUAAAUCUUUAAAAACAACUUGUAUCAACUGCAUCUGAUGUGUAAAACUAAUAAAAAAACAAAAACAAA
Molecule: messenger RNA, 2071 nt
Organism: Girardinichthys multiradiatus
Lineage: Eukaryota; Metazoa; Chordata; Actinopteri; Cyprinodontiformes; Goodeidae
Gene: tmod1
Product: tropomodulin 1
Exons: 11
Coding region: 349-1482 (377 amino acids)
Biological process (GO): pointed-end actin filament capping; muscle contraction; myofibril assembly
Cellular component (GO): myofibril; striated muscle thin filament
Molecular function (GO): tropomyosin binding
Source: RefSeq, a predicted model, not a curated record